CCUCGGUCUUGGUGGACACGCGCGCCCUCUUUCUCCUCCUCGCGCUCGGGAAUAGUCUGGUAAGACUAACAAUUCCUUGCUUUUCUUAAUUUCUAUAACAGUGGAAAGUUGAACAAGAACAUAAAAGCUGAACUCUCCGAAACGAACUUUAAAAAAAUAAAUGACUUUGGUUAACAGUUAAAAAAACGGUAUUUAAAAGCUUCAGACAACUCUGUUUCAGGAAGAUAUAGAACGCAGUAGAACGAGAGAAGACGAAGAGAGAAAGAGGAAGACAGACAGACAAAGAGAAGAGAAAAAGAGGAAAAGAAAAAAAAAGAAAGGGAAAGGAGACAAGCUGAGAGAGAAAAAAAAAAAGACAAGGGAAAGAGAGAGAAGCAAGAAGGAGGAGAACAAGGAGAAGAGAGAGAAAAAAGAAGAAGAAAUAAGGAGAAGGAAGAAAGAGAAAGAGAGAGAAGGAGAGAGAGAGAGAGAGGGAGAGAUCACCACCAACAUGGCUUCUCUCACUCUACGCCGUUUCCCCUCUUUCUGUCCCCUCGUUGCCAUCCUGUUCGUCGCUCUCUUGAGGGAAGUGCACGGGAUUUCCUGCGUGCAAUGCGAGGCUGACUCCAUCCCCGGCGCGCCUGACCCCCCCUGCAUCGCUAACCCCCCGCCCCCCCAGCCUUGCAACGGGUCCAUGACUGUCUGCAUGACUGUGAGAACCUACAUCCCCGCCGAAGAAGAUACUCGCCAGCUGGUAUCGGUCGUGCGUACGUGCGCGCCCUCAGACAUGGGCUGGGACUGCAAGAAGGGGCGUACCAGCCGGGGACACGUGCCCGAAGUGUGUCACGAUACGUGCUACUGGGACGGGUGCAAUCACGCCCAUGCUCUCACGCCCACGAUGCUCCUCCCACUCCUCUCGACUCUGGUGUGGCUGGGCUUCCAUCUCUGACCUUCCCGUCGCUUCCCCUGCCUUGGUUGAAUUGUUGAUUCUUGGCUUUACGGUUAUUUUUUUCGGUUGAUUGAAGUUCGGUUAUUUUAAUGGCAUGUUUUUUUGUUUUUUUUUAUAGAUUUUCAUAGAUUUUUUUUUUUUCUUUUCUGGGUCUGAUGUUUUGUUGUUUAUGAUUAUUAUUAUCACUUCUAUUAUAAUUGUUAUUAUUAUCGACAUUUUAAUUUUUUUGAGGGAAAAAAAGGUCGAAAAAAAAAUUGUGAAAUGAAUAUUUUCACUAUGUAAGAAAUGUGUGAGUCUGGUUUCGAUUAUAUCUUCUUCAGAAGAUGAAUUCGAAACCCGUUGUAUGCAUCACCUCUCUUUGAGAAUAUUUUAAUACUCGGUAACAUAUUUUUUACAUGUCGCAAGGAGGACUGUUUCUUAUUACUAUUAUUUAUGUUACUAUUAUCAUGAUUGUUAAUUAUAAAGUUAUUAUGAAUAUUUUUGUUGUUAUUAUUCCCAUGAUUAUUAUCAUUAUUAUUAUCUUUAUUUUAUCAUUAUAAUCAUCAUAAUUAUUAUUUUUUUAUCAUUAUCAACAAUAUUGAAUUAUGCCAAUGAUAAAAGUGUUGUCUUUUCUUGUUAAAAAAUAAUGUUUUUUGUCAUAUCGAUAACCAUAAUAUAUUUCCAGUGAAUGGAUUUAUAGGUAUAUACAUUCAUAUAUAUGUUGCAUGCGGAAGAAAAUAAUGUUGACAUAGUGUAAAAGUGUAUUCUAUUACAUAAUACUUUCAAAUAUCGAUGCAGCCACACGAAGUUACAGACACACACAUACAAACACACACACAAACACACACACACAUACACACACGCACACACACAAACACACACACACACACACACAUACACACACACAUACACAAGCAAACAUCCCAUAAAAAAUACACACCCGCACAGUCCAAAACACACACACGGAUCUCCACGAAAACACACUCACACACACAAGCUCACACACACAAGUACACACACACACACACACGCACACACAUCUGCUUUAAAAUCAAGUUACUUAGAGAAUUUAAGAGUAUGGAGAGGUUUUAUACUGCUUUCUACGACCUUGUGUGUGUUUGUCAGCCUGAUAUAGAAACAUUA
Penaeus indicus is the source of this 2050-nucleotide messenger RNA. RefSeq lists its product as uncharacterized. Gene Ontology annotation, biological process: positive regulation of voltage-gated potassium channel activity; regulation of synaptic transmission, cholinergic; sleep. The transcript has 5 exons. The coding region runs from base 491 to 928 and encodes 145 amino acids. The record is from RefSeq and is a predicted model, not a curated record. Lineage: Eukaryota; Metazoa; Arthropoda; Malacostraca; Decapoda; Penaeidae.